ACAAUCAUUGGUUCUUAGGUAGAUCUCCCCUGGCAAGAAAAAACGCCAGCUUUAGUUUAAUCACAUUAGACCCAUAAAACAAAAAAGAAAAAGAAAAACAUUUUGGUAAUAAGAUGAGGCUAAUAUGGGAAAAAAUUCAUGACGUAGUCCCCACAUUUCUUCACACCACAAUUCUUGCUCUUUUUAUUUCAUCCUUCCUUUCCAGAGCAGCAGCAGCAGUGAUGGCUAUGCUACACAGAAUAAUUAUUUCUGUGAGUGUGAUUGUUUUGUGUUGGACGACGGCGUCGGGCUCCAUUCAUGAGCUGCUGAGAAGCAGAGGGUUGCCGGCGGGGCUAUUUCCGAAGAACGGCGUGAAAUCUUAUGAACUGAGUGAAGAUGGGUUGCUGCAGGUGUUCCUGGAGAGCCCCUGCGUGGCCAAACUGGAGACGAGGAUAUCGUUCGAGAGCGUGGUGAGAGCGAAUCUUAGCUACGGCGGGUUGAUGGGAGUCGAGGGAUUGUCUCAAGAAGAGCUCUUUCUCUGGCUGCCUGUCAAGGAUAUCAUCGUCUACGAUCCUUCCUCCGGCCUCAUCUUGUUCGAUAUCGGCCUCGCUCACAAACAGAUGUCUCUCUCUCUCUUUGAAGAUCCUCCUCUUUGCUAUCCUCGAUUUGGGUUGCUGGACCGCCACUCUGGGUUUCGAGCCCAGAGAUGAAUGUCUCAUUUCUUUCCCCCCUGUUUUGGCGUUGUUCGAAUUGAAGACUGCGUUUUCUAAUAUACGUACGUCUUUGUAGAAUUGUAAAAACAUGGAUGAUGCUAACUGCACAUUUUUUUGAGUUGAAUGAAAAGAUUCUGGCUCUGAUUUUCAUCUA
Salvia miltiorrhiza (redroot sage) is the source of this 846-nucleotide messenger RNA. RefSeq lists its product as uncharacterized. Lineage: Eukaryota; Viridiplantae; Streptophyta; Magnoliopsida; Lamiales; Lamiaceae. The transcript is spliced from 2 exons. The record is from RefSeq and is a predicted model, not a curated record. The coding region runs from base 114 to 689 and encodes 191 amino acids.